This is a messenger RNA of Triplophysa dalaica, 1860 nucleotides long. It is a transcript of the gene sgk2b, whose product is annotated as serum/glucocorticoid regulated kinase 2b. Lineage: Eukaryota; Metazoa; Chordata; Actinopteri; Cypriniformes; Nemacheilidae. The record is from RefSeq and is a predicted model, not a curated record. Gene Ontology annotation, molecular function: ATP binding; protein serine/threonine kinase activity. The coding region runs from base 69 to 1289 and encodes 406 amino acids. The transcript is spliced from 12 exons. Gene Ontology annotation, biological process: protein phosphorylation.
UCAACCAGAACUAACCGGUAAGACUCCAGUAUACUGACGGACUAACAGCCGGUGCCCCUUGUCGAGAAAUGGUUAAAAGGACUAAAGCUCCCGUCACUUACGCAAAAAUGAAAGGCAUAGUUUCAUAUUUUACUGCUUUAAUUAAGGACAAGAAGUUUGGAUCCAGCUAUUCAAUGUACAGACAAAUGGAUUUCUUGCGAUCUGAGAGUCUAUCUGAGGAUGAUGGAGCAGCAGCUGUCUGUUUCGGUGAUCCACCAACAGAGGAGCUACAUUCUCGGGUAUCUGCGGCUGAUUUUGAUUAUUUAAGGGUCAUUGGGACAGGAAGCUUUGGCAAGGUGUUCUUGGCCAAACACAGGGAGAAUGGUACACACUAUGCAGUCAAAGUCCUACAGAAACAUAUUAUCUUAUCAAGGAAAGAGGAAAGACAUGUCAUGUGUGAGCACAGAGUAUUGUUGAAGACUUUCAAUCAUCCAUUUCUGGUGAAGCUCCACUUCAGCUUUCAGACUAAGGACAGACUGUACCUUGUGCUGGACUAUGCAUGUGGAGGAGAGCUCUUCUACCAUUUACAGAGGGAGUUGGUGUUUUGUGAACCCAGAGCCAGAUUCUAUGCUGCUGAGAUGGCCAGUGCUUUAGGAUACUUACACUCCCUGAAUAUUGUCUAUAGGGACCUGAAACCAGAAAACAUUCUGCUGGAUUCUGCAGGUCAUGUGGUUCUGACCGACUUUGGCUUGUGUAAGGAGGGUGUGGCAGGGCGCGAUACCACUAGGACCUUUUGUGGAACACCAGAGUACCUGGCACCCGAGGUUCUCGAGCAGAAAGAGUACGACAGAACCGUAGACUGGUGGGGACUGGGGGCCGUUCUGCAUGAAAUGCUUUAUGGCCAGCCACCCUUCUACAGUGCAGAUCGUUUUGAGAUGCUUAAAAAUAUUAUUUAUCAGCCUUUGGUACUGAAACCUGGAGUGUCUAGUGGAGCCAGAGAUCUUUUGAAGAGACUACUAAACAGGGACCGGGCCAAGAGAUUAGGAGCCAAGCGUGAUCUGGUGGAGCUGCAGUCCCACUCCUUUUUCUCCUCUAUUCAAUGGGACGAGCUUGUUGCAAAGAAAAUUCCACCCCCUUUCAUUCCUUCUCUGUCUAGCCCUGGUGACCUCACAAACAUUGAUCCAAGGUUUACAGAUCUUCCUGUUCCGCAGUCAUUAGGUGCAUGUGAGGAGUAUGGAGCAACCUUUCCUGGCUUCACCUACAUCAGUGAAAAUACUUCCUCACUGUCAGCGCAGACUCGUGGGCACUGAGAUCAGAGCUCUGUCAGACCAAUUGACAUUUUAUCAGCCUGUGAACAUGUUUCUACAACCUAGAUAGCAAAUGGAAAAAGAAUGGAACCAAUCAUGAUUUGCUUAGACAAACACUGUAUCCUUUAAGUGUUAGUUGGACCAAUGCAUUUGAGAAUAACUGCAGAAUUUAUAUCAACACUGACUGUGUUUCAAAACGUUAAUGUAUUGUAAUUUAAUUCUUUUUUAGCAAUAUUGUAAUAAACAAAUGUGUCUGUAAUGAAAUAAACACCGUUUUUCAGAAUACUGUUAUAAUGACCGAACAUGUGAGAAACAGUAAACCGUAUCCAAAUGUUUGUUUUAAAAUGUAACUAACAAGUCAUAUAAGUGAAUAAGUUUAUGGAAGGAAUGUUAAAAAGGAAGGGUUAUGCAGACUACCCUUUAAGCUAUCAAUAUAGAAUUGGUUAAAGCAGUAAAAUCAUGUCUGGAUUGUAAAUGAAUAAAUUUACAUGCUUAAAUGUUUAUGUUCAUACGUUUUUUGUGGUGAGUUUAAUGUGUUUGAAAAAGUAUUAAAAAGUAACCGACUCACAAUUCA